Messenger RNA from Musa acuminata subsp. malaccensis (wild Malaysian banana), 3049 nucleotides. Its product is annotated as protein KINESIN LIGHT CHAIN-RELATED 2. The record is from RefSeq and is a predicted model, not a curated record. Gene Ontology annotation, molecular function: protein binding. Lineage: Eukaryota; Viridiplantae; Streptophyta; Magnoliopsida; Zingiberales; Musaceae.
GCUAUUUUAAUGAUCCGACCCGUUUUCAUGUAAGGGUUUGCUCGGCGUUGGCUCCCCUUCCCCUCUGCUCCCAUGGCCGUGAGAAGAGCAGCAGCUGCGGCUUCCACUUCCCUCAUCUCUUCUUCCUCCAGAUCCAACCUUUUCUCGACUGCUCUUCUCACAAGCCUCCUCCCUCACCUCUCUCCCCAAACCCCUUCUCCAACCUCUCCUCUUCCACGUCCUUUCCGCAUCCCCUUGCCCCCAAAAUGCCCCCUUUUCCGCCGCAUCCAAACCCUUCCCCAAAUCCCACCACCUCCUCAUCCUACUCCUACCCUUCAAUCCGCCGCCACUUCUGCAGAAGUCAUCGCCGUCAUCGAGGCGAUGGAUUCCUCCCUCGACGAGCACGACGAGAGGCUCGGCGCUGCCUGCUUCGAGGCGGCCGAGCGGCUGGAUUCCAUAGGGCACCAGGACCUCGACAGAGCCCUCGCCUUUGCCUUCCGAGCGCUGCAAUUCUUCGAGAGGAAGGACGGCGGGUGGUCGGUCUCGGUCGCCAAAGUCCUGCGAUUGAUGGGCUCCAUCAGCUGCAAGAUGAUGAGGUUCAACGAUAGCCUGGAGUCGUUAAACACCGCAGCUCAUAUUCUCGAUGCACUAAGGCGAGAAAAUUCCAGGGACGAUGAUGCUCUUAAAGCUAGCGUCGCUGUUCAGCUCCAGCUCUCGAGUACUAAGACUGCUAUGGGCCGAAGGCGGGAGGCUUUGAUCAAUCUACGGAAGUCUUUGGACCUUAAACGGUCAAUUUUGGAGCAUACUUCUAGGGAAAUGGGUGCCGCCUAUAAGGAUUUGGCGGAGGCUUAUGUUGUCGUUUUGGAUUUUGAUGAGGCUUUGCCGUUGGCUUUGAGGGCACUUGAGAUAUAUGGUGAACAAUUUGGGGAGUACUCAGCAGAAGUCGUCCAGAUUAGGCGGCUUCUUGGUGUUAUUUAUACUGGGUUGGGAGAGAAUGAUGAGGCAUUGGAGCAGAAUGAGCUUUCAAGAAGGGUCUUGGAAAGUUUAAGCUUGGAUGAAGAAUUGCUUCAGGUGGGAAUUGAUGCGGCUAACAUACUGAUCGAACUAGGUAGGCUGGAUCAAGCGAUCAGCUACCUGAAGUGGGUGAUUCAAAAGACUGACAAGGAAUGUGAGACAAGAGCAUCAGUGCUCAUCUCGAUGGCUCAGGCCUUGUGUAAUCAGGAGAAGUUUGGUGAUUCUAGAAGGUGCUUGGAAAUUGCUAGUGGUAUUCUUGACAAGAAGGAGUUAGUGUCUCCCACAAAGGUUUCUGAAGCUUAUGCAGAGAUAUCUUUGAUAUAUGAGACAAUGAAUGACUUUGAGAUUGCUUUGUCUUUGAUGAAGAAGGCUCUUGCUAUUCUUCAGGAACUUCCACAGGUACAGCAUCUGGAGGGAAGCAUCUCGAUGAGAAUUGGAUGGUUGCUUCUCUUGACAAAGAGGGUUCCCCAAUCCAUUCCCUACUUGGAAAGUGCAGCUGAGAAGCUAAAAGACUGCUUUGGUCCAAAACAUUUUGGGUUGGGAUUUGUGUAUAAGCAUUUGGGACAAGCAUAUUUGGACAUGGAUCACCCACAGUCUGCUGCUAAGGUGCUAGUUCUUGCAAAGGACAUCAUUGAUGAGUCUUUUGGGCUACAGCAUGAGGACGCAAUUGAUACAUGCCAGUGCCUUGCCAAUGCUUAUGGUGCCAUGGGAAGUUAUGCUCUUGCAAUGGAGGUCCAACAAUGCGUAAUAGAUGCAUGGGAAAACCAUGGGCCCAGUGCCAAGGAUGAAACUAGAGAAGCUCACCGCCUUUUAGAGCAGUUAAAGAAAAAGGCCCGAGGGUCACCUGCUGCAGUAUUUCCUGCAAACAGUCUGCCAUUGCUUCCACAAAAUUAAUGUUGACUCCACCAAACUCAUGCAAUCUUGUCAGUCUACAUCAUCGAGGCUCAUCUUCAAAACCAACAUUCAAGUUCAAUGAUUGCAGUUUCUCCUUCAAGCACAGGAAAGUGCCGUGAAACUCUGUUGUUCCUUGGUAUCCUAAAUUCACCAGAAUUAUCAAUACAAGGACUCAAAAAAUGAGUAGGGAUCUUUUCAAGUACACUUGGUAUGACUUGUUUGUAACACAAAAUUCAUGGUUGAGCAGAAGUGUGAUCUAUCUCAUUGUUUACUAUAUCCAUUUAGUUAAAAACUAGGCCAUGAGUUGGUAGCACUGAAUCAAACCAUCCCCCUCUGUCUCACAGUUAGUAUCAGUACUAUCUUUGGACUUUUCCCCAUGUUGAUUUCAUUCUUUGCUCGAUUGGAUUCCCAUACCUAACACUAAUCAUAAUUUUACAGGUUAGAGAACAAGAUUACUAGGAGGAGAAACAAUUAUUGUCGUUCCUUGCAGCCAUAAAUGAAGGUUCCGUUUGGUUAGUAGUUCUGUUAUUUUCUAGAUUCAGAGUUCUUUUGUGGCAGUUUGAGAUUUGCACACCGGGAAGAGGCACCUAACUUUUUGAGGGGCAAACCCGGUUUUGGACUCAUUGCUACAGCUCAAAUACUAAGAUGGAGGAACUAGAAAGAUGCAAUGGGUUGUUGAAAUAAUAAAAGUAUGCCAUUCAAUUAUUUUUUUCCAGUUAAGCUUCUGGUUGACUUCUUAUCUAUUCUAUUUUGAUUCUGGAAACAAUUUGGCUCAUGCAUAGAAAAUGUGAGAAAAAUGCUGUUGUAGGAGCAGCAAUGUGCACAUGAUGCAGCAGCGAGUUGCUUCCUCUCUCAUCUGCCUUGAAUCGGAUACAGUGAGAAUUCCUUGUGUCUGGAACAAAUCACGACUUCCCGUAUGCUUGCUCAGUUGUUUGCUUGCAGCUUCUGGUUGUCACUGUUGUUCCCAAGGACCCACUGUUCCAGUUUCUUCUGCAUCUCACUCUGAAAUCAAAGCGGAUCUAAUUUUUAUUUAAAACUAAAUUGCUUUUCGUUAUGGCUUAGUGGACUGUAAUCUAGAUCUUGCUCCUGGUGCUGUUCCAGAGGUAACUGGCUUCCCUAUCUGCAUCUUUAUAAUACUUUUAUAAAUGGCUUCUCCUUUAAA